UUGUUAGCUUGGCUGUAUAGUGGUGCAUGCAUGCAUUGCAGAGAGCCUGAUCACCUUCUGAGAUGGACAGGUAUUUUCUGCUGGUCUUAUGUCUAGUGACACUGUCCAUGGUAGAGCUGGGACAGUCUCAAUCUGAUGUUGCAACAGCCGUGUUCGAAACUCUGAGUCCCCUAUUGAAUGAGUUGAAGGAAGACAUUAGCUGUGUGAAGAGUGAAAUAGCUAAUCUCAGUGAGACAGUCAGUCAUCUAGUUGAGCAACUGGAACAUCACAAGAAUGAAACUGCAUCUGAAUUUGCUUCAGUCAACUCUGAAUUAGCUGAUCUGAGAUCCUCUCUCCUGUCCAUGAUUACUGAGGCGGUACGUAGUGCUGUAUUGAGGGCUCUACUGCCAUAUGUGAACAACAUGGAGGAGAAUAUAAAGACAGAGCUGGGGCAGUUGGUUAGGGAGAGAUCUUCUGCUAUCAAUGAGACAGUAGUUAUGAUGAACAGCUCCAUUAGAGAUGAUCUCAACUGUGUCAAGACUGAAUUAAGCCGUGUCAACGAAAUCAUCAGUGAUCUAGGUGGACACCUACAAGCACAC
This is a messenger RNA of Geodia barretti, 578 nucleotides long. Lineage: Eukaryota; Metazoa; Porifera; Demospongiae; Tetractinellida; Geodiidae. The record is from the annotation of a GenBank genome assembly.